Messenger RNA from Varroa destructor (honeybee mite), 11974 nucleotides. RefSeq lists its product as uncharacterized. Lineage: Eukaryota; Metazoa; Arthropoda; Arachnida; Mesostigmata; Varroidae. Gene Ontology annotation, cellular component: plasma membrane. Gene Ontology annotation, biological process: Rho protein signal transduction; regulation of Rho protein signal transduction. The record is from RefSeq and is a predicted model, not a curated record. Gene Ontology annotation, molecular function: actin binding.
AAAAAAAAAAAAAAAAAAAGCAAUGGGCAGUAAACAUGUUUUUGUGGGCUAGUUCUUAGUCGAGAAAAGGUGCGGAUUGCCAUUUUUAUAUCUGAUAUUUGACAGAUAGCCGGUAAUUAAGAUCUGACAUUCAAACAAGCAUCGUGUAAGCGUUUUGAAAUGUGUACACUGCUAAAACUGUUUUCACUAACCCUUAUCUAUUUAUCAUUUGCUUCUCGAUCCUAACAAUAACCUUAAAUUGUUCAAAAUACGGACAUUCUGUUUCUUGUAUGUAAGCAUUGCGAGCGGUUGUCCAGUUAAACUCCGGCAUCUCCGUUGCCCUCGACUUUUGAAAGCCUCUAUUCCAUUAUUCUAUCAUAUAUUUCCUGCCGUCUAUCACAUAAUAAUAGUCUUACAUAUCGGACACGUACUUUGUCAUUUUCAGCCGGAGUUACUGAAGUUGCCCAUUGCAGUUCGGGUAAAUUUUCAGCUGGCUAUGCUGAAAGUAGUAACAACGCGACCGUGGAAAAACAGUGGUGGCAUACAACUCAAGGCUAUAGGUGCAUUUUGAGUUACAUAGCGGCGUUAAUUAACGAAGUUGUAUGGUAUAACUAGAUACUAACUAACUCUAUCGGUAUUAGGGGACGAUAGAAAAAGUAGAAUGUUUGCUGAACUUAAUCUUCAUUGCGUGAGCCUAAGUCGUUCGGAUUAAUGCGAUAUUAUCCCAUAGCUAGUAGUUAAAUACUAUCGAACAUUUAUCGACAUAUAUAUGUACAUUUUUUUCACGAUUGCCUAAGAACUUAAUUGGUCAUCUCUAUUGGCAUAAGGUACCCCCAACGAACUAAUGUAUACUACUAUUACUCAGUUUUCUGCUGCCCCAUUAAUCAAAUUACUACAAAGAAAAAAAGACCAUUUUAAACGCGCCGGUGGUUUUCGGGAAUUUAUCAGCAGGUUGACAGACAAUGUAUAGGGCAACACUCGAUCGAAGCGAACUUCCUAUCAGCGAAAGCAGCCGCGAUCUGCAUCACAUAGCGGAUGUUCAAAAUGGCAGUAACCCUUACAUGAGAACGUAUAGUGAAUGUAUUGACCGGAAUCGCUAUCUAUGACUACCACUGUUAGUACAAAGGUGAAAUUCGUACUCCUUCUAAACCCAUCUACAUUUAGAUCUCGAAGUCCACGCUUAGAUAUAGGACGGCAAGCGCCUCAUAGAGAAUUCAGUAAAUUGCGACCAAGCCGAACACCUUUCCACUUUAAUUAUACUAGCUGAUUCUGUAAAAUAACGAGCGUAUCGUCGAGAAACGCGCUUACAAACAUUCGAUAAGGAGUUUUUUGCAAAUGUUUUAGGCAGUGUUUCAAUGUGUACAUGUUUAGUAAACUCGAAUGUUUGCGUCGAAAUGCUGCUAUAACACGUUUGAUAACUGACUUAACCAGGUCUUGAGAGGACGGUCUUCUUUACGGACGUAAGAGUGUUUAUGUAUUUUUGCAUCGUGGUGUUCCCAUAGCACUCUCUUUAACAAUCACAAAUUUGUAUCAAAGCAAGGACAAAAAUUGUCUGCGCAUUAUAAGCAGCCCUAGUAGCGAAAAAAAGACGGAAAAGUAGCUAAGGGCAAAGGAGCAUUUUCGUGGCUCGAAGGAGGAACGUGCAGCCUUGAAGAACGGCUAUUCCCAUUUCUACUGUUCUUUCGAGAAAAGAAUAAUUUAAUAUUUAUUACGAUAUGUUUCCCAUUAGGUUUCAUUAACAUGCCGCUCGUCAUGGGACUGUGUAUUUGGAUGAGAUGAUGUUUCCCAUUGUCAUAAUGGUAAAACAAGAGAUCAGAUUUGACGCAUUUAGAACUAUCUGUGUACAAAACAGGCAAGGUGCAGUUUUUAAUACGUAGUAAUAUGUUGAUGUCUAUUUUAAAUUACUAUGUUUUUAUUACUGGUUGUAGGAUCUUGUUGAUAUCGAUGGAAGUUGCAGUAUUUCGCGGCUUUCUUUCGCGAAUUUAAAGAGAAAAAGUAAGCUUCACAACGUAACGGCACUUCAGAAUACGAUGCGAGAAGACAUUGCAGUUCACUUCAACAUCUCAUCUAUUUAGAAACAUUUCCAUGCGUUCGUAACGGUACAGCAACUUCGAACGGUAGCACGCUGAUACCGGAAAAUUAAUUCUAUCCUUAUGAAGCAGAAAACUUAGACAUCUGUCAGUAUCAAUUAAAGUUUCCUUUACCCUGAAAUCAAGUCCACCCAGAAGUGCAAGCUUUUUUGGUUCGGAAUGCAACCGAACAAUUAUAAUACUGGAUUCUAAUUUUCCCCACCGAGUCUGUACGAGGUCCGACAAUUGAGCUAGCACAGAUAUUGUUCUGUCCGCUCCAAAUAUUAGGGCCCUCGAUAUGCCUUCGUGCGCCCUUUGCCGUCCUAGUAUAUUGCAUCGCCUUAGAAGAUACUGAUAGCAAAAGCAGGCCGAUCGUUAUAAAAACAAAGACACGAAAUUCUGAAAAUCACGCACAAACUUUUGUCGUCUAAAUUUACUCGUAAGCUUAACGCGUCUUACCCGGCCAAAGGAUCCAUGAUGUCAAACAUUAUAACGGGGCAUUACAAAUAGUAGUGAAGGUAACGUAUGAAAGCUACGCCGCCGCAGCAGCACUUCGGAGAAGUGCAGUUUGCAUGCAAGGCCACAUUGGUGCAUAGAGGUUAGGUCUGCAAAAUGCAUGUGCAUGUUGGCUUAGUGGACUCCUUGGUGCUCACUCAACAGACGGCGGUAGAUUUCAUAUCUAUUUCUCACUCAACUCGCGUUCUCGGGUCGACCUAAAUAGAGUUGAAGGGACGUUGGCCCAGGGUUGGUUUCAUGAUGGAAUGGCCUUCCAUCUAUACCCGCUGCUCAUAAGUCUCAUGAGAGGGAAAAGGCGCAGCGCCUUUGCUCGGCUUCGCCGGUAACUCUCACUGGUGUGAUCUAGAAGGCUGCUAGUUAAAGGUCAGCUAGAUGGAAGGAAGGAAAUGAGCGGCUCAACAAGCGACGUUGAUAUUUUUGGAAGAGGCGGAAGGGCUACCUACACGUCAUGCCAACAUACAAAAGAAACGAACUACUUUGGCUUCGACUUCAUUGGCCUCUUCAGGUGAAGGUCCAGCCGGCAGAAUGCCAACUCUUUACGAAAAAAUUAGGUCCAAGAGCAGAUCGCUGCUGGUCACUCUCUGAAAAUACAUCUGGAUACGUUCAAACGCAGUAUUGUAAUCCAGCGUUGAAUUGAUGCGCGUCAUAAUUUACAAACGUGAAACACUGUGUGCGGACAAUAACUUCUUCGGCUUGCAUAUAAUGACAUUGAAUAGUUUUUUGGUGAAUCUCUCGAAGACAGUGCAGGACCUACUUGUUCAUUCCAGUGGCUGCCUAUGUCGUAUAGACAAAACUGCGACUAGCUUUAUAGACUUUUUUGCGGCAAAGUUCUGGCUUCGUACCACAGAAAGAGCGAAAGAGUAAGUUAUCAUAAACAGCUAUUGCUUUGAAUAUCACCCGAACCGAACGAGGGUUUUUUAGAUAUACAGUCGAUAAAACGUGCAGCACAAACUCAGCUUCUUCCUAAAGGAAGGAGCUGAGCUUGUCAAUUGCUAUUAUACGAUAACCGAUAGAGCUAAUAACAUAUUAAGCCUGUAGACCUUUACCGUAGAACUGCCAUUAAACUCUGAGGCCAAGUGUUAUUCGAGGUUAAUCACGCAUCGCAAGCUGACAUGAGCGUUUUGUUUGCUAUGAGUUCAUAGACAGGGAUUUUUAACAUAAUGGGCACCUUUCGUUCAUAAUAGCAUAUGAACGAAAGGUGCCCACUAUUUGGCAGUAUCGCAACUCAACCUCUAUCUUCAUAUAAAAUCUAUUAGUACCUAUUCACCCCUUUAGGUGGCCCACAGAGGCCAAUGUCUUUAAAUCCCGUUGACAAACCUACCGAGAUUUUCUACUUUUGUGGUUGAUGAUUUGUCUUUUCUUUCGACGCAGCUUUAGCUUAUCGGCUCAUGGCAAAUCGAAUGAGGCAAAAAGAUUCUGAGGGCAAACGAUGUUUCGCGUGUCAAUGAUGCACCGGUGACUUGGCCUACUCUAGUUGGUCUGCGCUUGCCUAAUUCUGGCUAAAAUUGGAGUACCAUUCAACGAUUCUAACCCGGUGCCUUCCUGUUUUUGUGGCCAUAUUUGCUAUUUCUAAACAGACUUGGUAACACUGUUAAAUGGCCUUUAAGCAUAUAGGAAAAUUGCACUUCAGUUUGUUUUAGGUCCUAAAAUUUAUGUUCAUUCAAAAAAUAAAUUUAUGUUCAGAAUAUAAAUGCGUUUUCCUUUCACAGUUCAAGCCGCCCGUUAUGCUAGGCUGUAUUAUUUCGCUUUCCUUUAGAGCUAUGAGAGCGUAUUCAAAUUGUCGAUGCUUCUUUGUUCAAAAAUAUAGUUCAGCUCGUUUUCUGGUAGAACUGAAGCCGACAGAACUGACGGACAACAAAAAGAAAAAAAAAGAAAAAGCUGUAUAUAAUUUUUUAAAAAAGUGAUUUUGUAAUUUCAAAGAAGAUCACUUAUCGGUAGAAAAAGAAAUCAGAAUCUAUAACACAACAGCAAAAAAUCCUCAAUUCUCGGCCUAUUCGAUGUAUUCUAAGCAUUUGUCGUUGUUAUCGAAUCAGCUGUGUCACGAUUUCGUCAUUUGUAUUCAGUAGCCAGUAUGUAAUUUGACUUGUGAAGACAGUCACUUCUGCGCUCUCAGCUCUUGACGUAGCCAGGACGUUCAGUUUCAGGUUCACUUUCUGCACGAAACGCAAAACAUGUAGUGAUGAUGUACCUUGCGUGGGUUGCUAACGGCGAAGAAUAGGCAUCAAAUCCUGACCGCAGUAGUUUACGAGAAGCAAUCGACAGGACGCUGUUAUGAAAGGUUCUGACCAUUUGACAUGACACCUUUUAUGAGAAAAAUGCCCGUGAGGCCUAAAGCGUAGCGACGACAGCGACCGAGAGUAAUCUUAAUUACGACAAUUAUAUAUAAGGUCAACUAUUGCAUCUCCUAAACGAAUCAUUGUUGUUUUCAUUGUUCUGAAAAAGAUUCGAAAGUUCUUACGGGAAACAAUGAUAUUUCAUAGUUGUUGUGGCUGCAAGUUGUUUAUCUCAUUAAUUGGCUUAUUUUGACUAAGUUAAGAAAAAUUACUCUGACCAGGAAUCAUUUGUACUCGUAUUGUCAAAAAUCCUUCUGCUACUAAGUAUCGGCUUGUAUGAAUAUAGCCGUUGCAAAAACAAAUUACUGCGAGUUUAUACUGUAUAUAAUAACCAUUUUGUUCACAAUGAAAUUUACCGAAACUGAAUCACGUGAACGAUAGCGGUGCUGACUACCUAGUCGCCGCAGAAAAUUCGCGGUAACUAAAAAGAAAACCCAACCCAUUUUGUAUUCCUGACAUAACUGUUUUAGAAAAUAUAGACACUGCCUUACGCAUAUUGUGUGUUCAUGCAUCCUAGUUUCUCUGUUUGCUUUGUGCUUAGCCACUAUAGUGUAGGAACUAAAAAGGACACUUACAUCCCACCCAGAUACGUGGACUAGGACCCCGCAUUGUACCGUUUGCGGACACAAGGAAUCAGUAAACGCCGUAUCUUCGUGCAUAUAAGAUUUAGCCACUACUACGACGCAAAGCAUAUAUAUAUGUUGGUUUAUUUUCUUGUAUGAUAGAUGAACAAACAAGAUCAUCUAGUAAAUGCUCCAUUAGAAGCGCUUCCUAGACACAAGGUAUCACUAAAAUAAGCACUCUGCGUAUUAUAACCACAACCGAACUGUGGCUGUCAAACUUUAGCCAUAAUUAACAGCCACAGCGGAAAAAUACUUUUGCCUAAAUGACGGUGUGCCUAUCGCUGGUUAGCUGAACGGGCCACUAAAGUUUCCUUGCUUUUGUCCGACCUGUCUGAAGUUAAAUGGUAGAAAAAUUGACAAUGCAAAGGGUGACGAUAAUAACGUGGGAUAGAAGUGUACAUCGACGAUGACAACGCAGAUCAUCGCCGCAUGCUGCUUGUUGACGACUACCUGGUGUUCGCACAGUUGCACACCUAAAAAAGAAGACUGGUCGGCCACAGCAGGCUCUAUCUACAAGCGCUGUCGCGACGCUCAUCAGCUUCUGCAGCAAUUGAGCCGGGCAAAAAGCGUAGGACACACAUGAGCCAUGGGGGUUAGCCCGUAAAUGUCGUGUGCAGUUCGUGUAAAAGGGUAAUCGCGUUGGUCGUCUGUCAUGUUUCCGUCAAACGCUCUCCAACGAUUACAAUAGCAAUACGUUAAUAUUACACGCGCUAGACUGACCAUAUGAUCUCCUGACUUGAAUACAUUCUGUUCACAUAGAGGAAACGUCAUUAUUUGUCCGCUGCCUCGAGAGUGGUUUACUCUAUAUCAGCGCGCGUCGCAGUGAAGUCUUAGCUAAAAAAGGGUCCCGCUGAGAAGUCCCUUGUAAGAACUUGUGUCCACUCAGUGCACUCAAAAUCGUUGCGUCCCGUCACGUCAUCAAUUAUGCAUGUGCAAUAUCCGGAGCGAAAAGCCUACCAGCAGGUCUCGAGUUUCGAAAAAAAAUACUGAUCAAGUUUCUUUUAAAACAUACCCCAUUUUCAAAAGUAGCCUUCUCUUCAAACUGUUUGUUUUGCCCAUUUGGAAUGCCUGCUGUUAGUGUCAUUGUAUGGCACUCAUCACUGUGCAGUAGUUUUUAGCAUCGCCUAGCAGUUCAGCGAAACUCGUCUGCUUCUUUAAUGACACUGAAUGGUGAAUCAACGAAUGUUAUUAAAUCGCUUAGUGACUACACGACACGCAUCGUUCUUUCAGGCGGGUAGACGCACUAAGUGAUUUCGUAUGGCGGCUGUGAUUCCCUCGCUUCCGAGUACUGCGCAGCCAUGGGCUUCCACACCUUCUGCAACAGUUGCAAGCACAGCAAUAACAGCAGCAGCUACGACAGCAGCAGCAGCAGCAGCAGCGGCAGCAGCAGCGGCGUCACCUGCACCUAACUCCAACGCUAUCCGACAACCGCGCACCGGUAUCGAUCACCAGUACUGCAGUGAUUACGAAGUGUACGAGAGCGGUAGCGUGAACGGCGACGCGUGUGGAGGAGGUCUUGGAGGAGCGUCAGGCCCCGCCAGGAUGGCUCCUCCAAAGGAGUCCAGUGCCAUGACGGCAUCACGGUACUCGAAUGGCUACUCUUCAGAUCAGCAGAGUGAUUCGAACGAUGAAGCAGCCGGUAACAGCCACGGGCCAGCUUAUCUCGUCGAGCAUCUUGCUACUUUCAGAGUGGGUUCAGCUUACGAGGUCGAGUCGCCGAAAGACGGCUUGCGGAAACUCUUCCAGAUGGAGAAGACCAAGGGAAUAUGGACCCAGAAGAUGAGCAUUCGAUUAGAGACGCGCUGGAUGGUUAUUAUCGACGAGGAAAACGGGGAAAUCGUGGAGAGGUUCCCGAUGUCGCUGAUAUCUGAACCGACAGCGUUCACCUCAAACGAUCCGCGUGAACUUUACAAUAACAUUCUCGUGUUUAUCGUCAAAGACGAUCAACCGAAAGGAGCUAAUUCUGAUGCGGAGAUGCAUAUCUUCCAGUGUGUCAGGACAUCCGCACAGGAGGUUGUAAGUGAUGUGAAAACCCUAAUGAUGGGUAAAGGGCUCCCAAAGAAGAAUGGCCAAGUCAAUAUGCCACCUCUCGGGAGAGCGCCAAGGAGUGUGUCGCCUGGUCACCCCCAAGGCCAUACCUCUCCUCCUCCCACAGGCGGAGUCAAUGUCAGGGAACAGGUGAGUAUUUUCAAUAAUGUCAAAUCGGAGUCCCGGCUAAGCCUUUCGAACCGUGGAGGCGACUCGGACGGUGGUCCAUCAGUCCACUCCGUCCACUCGACGCACCCACAUCAGCAGCACGGGCAUGGACAUGGUGCGAUGGGAGGGGCGGGAACUCUGCAUGAGCUUCGGCCUCAGGAUAUGCGCUCUAUCGGGCAGUCGGGUGCGCAGGCGCUUCGUUCAUCGCAGCACGCACAGUACCGUCGCAGUGAUGCCGCGGACGUUGGCGGCGCCGGCGGGCAACAUGACGACUCGUCGUCCACCGGCAGCGAACGCUACGAAAAGGAUGUCGCUAUUUUAAAUCACUGCUUUGACGAUAUCGAACGCUUUAUUGCUCGUCUUCAGAAUGCUGCCACUGCCUAUAAAGAAUUAGAGAAGCGACGGAAAGUCAAGAAGGGUGGCAACAAGACCAACAAAAAAGAUAUGGGAGAGGGCUUACUUAGUAUGCGCGCUAAACCACCUCCACAAAAAGAAUUCGAAGACAUACUCGCGAAGUUUAAACUGUCGUUCAAUUUGCUUGCGAAGCUUCGUAAUCAUAUCCACGAUCCCAAUUCUCCUGAACUGAUUCACUUCCUGUUCACGCCGCUCGCCGUAAUCGUUGACGCCGCACGCGACUUCAACUUUGGGCCAAACCUUGCUUCCAAAGUAGUGGCACCUUUACUUACACGAGAUGCCUGUGAACUUUUGGACAAUUGUUGCACUUCUAAAGAAAACGACCUUUGGCGCUCCCUUGGAGACGCCUGGUCUGUGCCAAGAGACCAAUGGAAGAACUACGAAGAUACAUAUCAGCCGGUAUUCACGGAUGGCUGGGCACCUGAGUAUCCGCACUUCCCCGAGGAGAUCGGGCCAGAAUUGACCGCACGACGCCGCCCGGAAGAAUACGCGCGGGGAGGCAGCGAACGAUAUGAGAUGCGUGCCGACUCGCCUGCGGCGUUGUACGGUCAUUCUGCCCGGAGCUUCCCAGAGGAGCGCGCCCGAACACCGUCGGAGCACGAUUUCGUGCAAAGAUCCGACGUAAGCAGUGAUUCGAUGGAACCUCCCGGAGGCAUCGACGCUCAGAGACACUUCGAGCGACAGCAGACGCUAUUUGUUGAUGAGCUAAAAGCGGCACAGGCCAAAUGCGUGCAGGUAAUGUACCCGCGAACAGCUAACAACGAUAAGGAGCUGACUGUCAUUCGUGGCGAGUACCUUGAGGUAUUGGAUGACUCCCGUAAGUGGUGGAAAACCCGAAAUAUCCGUGGCCAAAUCGGACAUGUUCCACACACGAUUGUAGCGCCCGUCGGCGACAGUGACUAUCAUAACAACGGAUACGAGUCCACCAACAACUACAGCCCCAGCGAGUCACCAGUCGACGGCUAUGGAGGAGGUCGUAUCGGAAGUCAAAUGGGGCCGAUGGCCCGUUCACCCAACUCACAGCCAGCUCCUGCCGAGUGGGUUCGUCGCGAACGCCAGGGCAAGAAAGAAGGGAUGAAACUAAUCGUAGCUUCAGGCGACUGUGAGUCGUCAGCCUCAUCGUCCCCUGCUUCGGGAAGCCGAAUACCUUCAGGACCCAGCUUUCCUACCAGAGGAGGUUCAUUGCACACGGAACAGAUUACGAUGUGCAAGAACCACCGCGGCUUUGCGGAUUCCUUUGAUGCACUCCACUUCCCCCUGGCAGAAACGGCCUAUUGCAGCAACGUCGCUGUGAACCCAUCGUUCGCCUGCGGCGAUGUCGGACCAUCGGCGACACCUUUCUGUAGAGCUGAAUUUCAGCAGCUGGACAAAACGUCGGCGCAUUCGCUGGUCACGGAAGAACACCAUAACACGUCAUCGUUAGCUACAGCCGAUUUGGGCAAUCGACCAAUGACAGGUGGGCAUGCUGCGUCUGGGUAUCCGCCACUUUGCGAACGGCAUCGCGAAAACCGAAGACACUCGCCUUCACUCCACAAAAGUCACGAAGCGGUGUCAAGGUACACUUCACCGGUUCUACGUCGAGCCUUAGACGACAUGAACAGACCCGAAGUUUCAAAAUCUGGUUCUUCCGAGGAUACUAAAUACUGUAGAACUUUGCCAAGAUCGCAUCAGCCCGCGCCGCGUUGUUUCAAUAGUAUGGCAAACGAGGCUGGACCUCGUGAUCCCUGUAGAUUCGGUUCUGUUGACCAUUUCGGCAGGGGCCAAUACCGUCCACUCCAAAAGCAGGAGAUUGAUCAUCACCACCAUGACGGAAAAUCUCACAACCGUCACCACCAACAGCCACAUGAUUCAUUUCUGGUGAUUCCAACACCGCCCCCGCUGCCAAAGUGGACCACGCGUCAACUCGAGAAGCAAAAAAGUAUCGGUAGCUGGUCACAGACAUCGAACGCGUUAAAUCACGGCCCGCACGGUUCCGGCCUGGCUCAUCAAAUGUCACUAUUGCCUCGGGGCAGUCAUGGGAGUCUGAGCUCAUUACGAGCGCGCCGAAGGAGUUCCGACAUGGACUCCGUCUCCACGCGCACUGAAACCAAUGUUUCCAUUAGUCAGAAUGGACCUGCACUGAGCCAGGCAGCGGGCGGAAACAACAGUACAAAUCCUAUUUUAACACAUAGCACCACUGGGAAGGAAAUCCGGAACUUUAGUCCAUCAUCCUUUUCGGCCAUGGACCAGCUAAACGAGGAGCUUCAAGCACAACUUACAUUGUUAAGACGCCAACGCGAGCAAGCAACAAAAGACUAUGGAAACGACGAUGGCUUACUAGGUGCCGAAGGAGAUCCUGUACUGACGAUCACGAGACGUCGCAAACUGCUUCAACCUACGGUUUAUACUUACAUCACACCGGAAAGUAACCCCGAGGAGGUUCGAGAGUGGAUGCUUGACAAAGGGUUCGAACCUGCGACCGUUGAAGCCUGCCGAGGCCGCACUGGUAAGCAGAUGUUUACGUUGACCACUGAAACACUCGCGGACCAUCCCCAACUAACUCGCGAAGAAUUACGUAAACUUAUCAGUCACCUAACAGUUCAGAAGAAUCUUUGUGGGUAUAAGCCCAGAAGCGAUGGUUUAGAGGAGCUUUUACGAAGGCGCAAGAAUUUCGUCGAAGGAAGUGGAACAUUGGAUGAGUUAAUGAGUCCUGAGGGAGAUUCGAGCUACUCCGCCAGCGAAACGCAGAAGUCAGGCGAAUCCAAAGACGACCAGGGUAUUCACGUCCACUGUGCGCCAACGCCACCACCGAAAUCGCGUGAACGUAUCGUGUACACGUGGUCCAAGGAUGGCACAGUUUUGCCGCGUUCGAAAGAGAUGCUAAGCGGAAGUGGCCGUAACUCUCCAACCUCUGCCAGCAGUUCGCUUGUCCUUAGCCCGGGCUCAACGAAAAGUGUUCUCGACUCAAAAGACUCCGUCGACUCCCCCGAGGCCACAUCCAAAAACAAACAUGGACAAACAAAGGACCGACGGACCAAGGUAGACGAUGCGUCGCCGACGGCUAAAGAGGCUUGUACUGGUGAUCAUACGAACGGACGCGGUGGUGCGGCGUCGAGCAGACCGCUUCAGAUUUGCGCUCAAGAAAUCCAGGAAGUGGAAACAGAAAUUUACAAGACUGACGAAGUUCCCGCCAUCGGGGUGCCGAUUAAAGAGGAAGGGGACGACAGGGAAAACACGAGAAUGUAAUCAAUAGAACCGCACACGGUCGGACGGAUAAACGUGAAGCCAGCCGAAACUGCAUACCAUUAAGCGAUACAUUAGUAGCGUUACGACGCAAGUAACCUAUUGUAAUCCAACCACAAAACACUCGAUACGAUCAUGCUCGGGGUUAAGCAAUUUGCUAAGUCAAAUAGAUGUUAGGCUUGUCUAAGGUGCGGACUUGUUUUUCGUUCGAUGAUAUGAAAAAGAUAAAAAUAGCUAACAUCAGGUAACAGUAAAAUUUACCAAUGAAAUGAAGACUAAAGUAAAAAUAGUAAUUUAUUUUAGCUCUGAUGUGGAAAGGAGGACAUUUAUUGAAUGUUAAUGUCCAUAACAUAACUUUAUUAUAGGGUGAUAGUGAUAUGGCGUAUGCAUAACAUAUAUAUCCAUUAAAAUGACGACGACGAUGAUGAUGAUGAUGAUGAUCACGGCAUUAAUAGCAAUUGUUGUUUCGUGUUUUUACUGCUAACCUAGAAUGGACUUGGGACGCGGGGAUCCUCUGAUCGGUCACGGCCUAUGCAAGGUUCCUAAGAGAAAAGUUUUACAUGAACAAAUUUGGAAGUGAUCAGACAUACACUGUGUUAAUAAAGCAUCAAAUUUACCUGCA